UCCGCUACAUCUGCGUUUUAUUUCAGACUAAACCCAGCCUCCCCGACACGAUGAGCGCUGCAGGCUGUUUGGUGCCGGGGUUUCACCGUCAGUUCGGCUUCUUCAACUGCAUCAGGAACAGGUCGGAGAGCCGGCGUGUCCUUGUCGACAACGAAGAGACGUCCGACACCCAGGUCGAGCAGUACACCACGCCAUCUGAGCUGUCUUGUGAAACCUGCACACUAGAUAACUCGCCACUUUUCAAACAGCUAGCACCACCGGUUACUAUCUUCCGGGCACUACCUAUAAGAAAGACAAACUGCACCUACAUACGCUAUAAUCACCAUAUAGACGAUGAUGAGUACGAAGCGACACAUAGCAAAUUACUUUGUAACAGCACACGCAUUGACCUUCUGAAUGACUGCUGCAGUGGUGACACAUAUGUGGCGCAUUGCCAGAGCGAUCUGUACAUUUCUAACGGGCGAACCGUCUUGUCCACAGCAAACGUGAAGGUAGGCAUUUGCAGGUCUUCGUCGUCCGCCAACGAAAAACUUUCUCUAAAGAACGCCGACAUGGAUAGAGUCAUCCGAUGCAAAAGUGAAGGGAACUUUGACCUAAUUAAGCCGGAAGGACCCAUGCUGAUAAAGAGCUUCCACAGUGAACAUGAAAUAAAACAUGCGGGUGACGCUGUCGCUUCAGCUGACGAUAGAUCAACUGACAAAGAACGUGAUGCUGAUGUCAUCACGCACGCAGGCGAUACGGUAGACCUUGCCGUGACGAAGGUAGGACAGGACAGUAGCUAUGACGUCUUGUCGCGCGCAGGAGACAAUGUUCUGGAGGCCGAUGACAUCUGUGAGGAGAAUCAAAAACUUAUUCCAAAAUCUCUUCCUCCAGACGAAAAUGCUGUCUUUAAUGUGAAAGCCAGCAGAAGUGAGCCAGUCUCCCUGCAGAGAGCCGCUCACAAUGUCCUGUCUCUUCCGACUAAGUUAGGAGCACAUUUCGUAGAAAAGACAGCGACAGAAAGAAAAAGUAAACUGAGAGAAAUUAGAAAAUUAUUCAAGAACAAAUCCGGGACAGACGGCAUUGAGAUGGAGACCUUCGCCGUGCCGGAUGACAAGGACAGCGAUAACAGAGCAGAACUGACGAGUUUUAUCCAAGGUGAACAGGAAGAUGGCGGAAGCAUCAAAGCGCGCUGGAAGAGAUUCAGGUCGGAAAAGUCUAGUAAAAUUGAACCCGAGUCCAUAACAAGAAUGUUGAGUAGGCAAACACAAUGUGUGGAUAUUUGUGAAAAUGUUGGUGGGGAACGAAGCCCGGGUGAUCAGAAAACAUCACCUGGAGAUGAACUGGGAGAACCAGAGAAGGAGACAACACAAGGGGCGGCGUCAACUCUGUCAAUGCCUUCUAACAACCUUGCCGAAACAUCUGAUGGCCGGUCUACGUGUGACGAUGUCGCUCAGAGGCCAAGUUCACUGUUUAUCAAGACUUCACAAUGUGACCUUCAAGAUUUGGGGGCAACUUCUGUUGAAUUACCAGAAGUCACCGAUGUCUAUGAAGCUGCCAUGCUGAUUUGCACAAAAGACAGAAAGGCUAGCAAAGUAACAACGGCGUCAAGAUUUAAGCUUUACAUCUCUGGGAAAACAAAGUCCACAGAAGACAUGGGCUAUGAAGGGUUUAGGAAGACUCAGACAGGAAAGCGUUCCCGCAUGAAGAGUUAUCAUUCUCAGCCUGAGCUCCGUGCGUGUCAGGUGGAACACCAGGGCCGCGUGCCCGUCCUGUGUCACAAGUCCUCUCCUCAGUACAUCGUCAAGGAACCUGUCAUCAAGAAAUCCCCGCAGACUUGUGAACAGAACGCACCUCUCCUCCGGCUCAAGAACCGGCUCUUCAAGCAGAAAGCCCCGCUGUUGGCAGGAGGGAAGUUGAAGUUCAACCUCGCCCCACCGUCCCUGGCAAAUACUGCUCCGUACAAAGUCAAGGUCAACACGCCGAGGCUGCAGCCUUCUAGUCGGCGACAUUCGGAUGGUUGAACAUUCCAUAGAGACUCUCUCCCAGGGAGACGAGUUAAGGGAGAACUUGUGUGUAUGCAUAUAUUACAGCGGAUAGAGCAAUGUACACUGUAUUUAAUUUAGCAGUUGUUAUAUUACAGUGGAUA
Branchiostoma belcheri (Belcher's lancelet) is the source of this 2128-nucleotide messenger RNA. RefSeq lists its product as uncharacterized. The transcript has a single exon. The coding region runs from base 51 to 2003 and encodes 650 amino acids. Lineage: Eukaryota; Metazoa; Chordata; Leptocardii; Amphioxiformes; Branchiostomatidae. The record is from RefSeq and is a predicted model, not a curated record.